AUGUUCGGUCUACCACGGGCGAAUGGAGCGGCUUCAGGCAGAACAGAUCAUUCCCAUCAUCAUCAAAAUAGGAGAUCGCGGCGAAGCCAAAGAGACAGAAUCCGAAGAUUUGUCCAAGACCACAACAGCUCUGUAAGACCAAUUGAAAACGGUUUUAUCAAUCCAUUCUUGCGCCCGCCAAUUUGCCUGUUAAUAAUUACAGUUCCCGCAACUGUCAUGAGUUGGAUUGUCUACACAAAGUUCUCCGAAGUCCAUCCCAUACUUGCCAAACUCUCGCGAAAUACGUAUUUUGUGCUUUCGAUUAUGAACACUUCGUUACUCCUUCUUGGCUUCAUUUGGCUCUACAAAAGUGACCUCGAAAGAAAACACUACAGGUCGCGUUUUCCAAGUCGGAAAAUGACGAUCAGACUGUAA
Oikopleura dioica is the source of this 414-nucleotide messenger RNA. The record is from the annotation of a GenBank genome assembly. Lineage: Eukaryota; Metazoa; Chordata; Appendicularia; Copelata; Oikopleuridae.